This is a messenger RNA of Synchiropus splendidus (mandarinfish), 3714 nucleotides long. RefSeq names its product kinesin light chain 2 (gene klc2). Bases 168 to 2057 code for a protein of 629 amino acids. Gene Ontology annotation, cellular component: cytoplasm; membrane-bounded organelle; kinesin complex. Lineage: Eukaryota; Metazoa; Chordata; Actinopteri; Syngnathiformes; Callionymidae. The transcript is spliced from 14 exons. Gene Ontology annotation, biological process: microtubule-based movement. The record is from RefSeq and is a predicted model, not a curated record. Gene Ontology annotation, molecular function: kinesin binding.
UCUUCUUCCUCGAUGCAGGUAAAGGCGUCCGUGUUUCGCGCUGCAUUCGGUGUAUGGUGGGAUUAUUUAGGCGGCAUCGUCUCAACCGCUCUUGUCUAUGCGGUACAUCGUCGCUGGAGCAUCGCCGCCGGGGUUGGAACCGCCUGCUGUGUGUAUGAAGUCGAGCAAUGUCCACCAUGGUGUAUCCUCGUGAAGAAGCCCUGGAGCGUCUGAGCCAGGAUGAGAUUGUCCUCAACACCAAAGCCGUCAUCCAGGGCCUGGAGACGCUGCGCGGCGAGCACGCUCAGAUCCUCAACUCGCUCCUGGACUGCACCCAGCCACUGGCUGCUCAGGAAAAGUCCGGAUUGCUCCGCAAGAGCAUGGAGGCCAUUGACCUCGGCCUUGGAGAAGCUCAGGUGAUCAUCGCCUUGUCUAGCCACUUAAGUGCAGUGGAAUCGGAGAAGCAAAAGCUGCGCGCUCAGGUGCGCCGCCUCUGCCAGGAGAACCAGUGGCUGAGGGACGAGCUCGCGGGAACGCAGCACAAGCUGCAGCGCAGUGAGCAAAGUGUUGCUCAGCUGGAGGAGGAGAAGAAGCAUCUGGAGUUCAUGAACCAGAUCAAAAAGUUUGACGAUGAUGUCUCGCCGUCUGAGGAGAAGAACCAGAGCAGCAGCAGUGGGACUGGUGGAAGUGCUGGUGGGGAGAAGGAGAAAGACAGUCUGGAUGACUUGUUUCCCAACGAUGAUGACCAGGGUCCAGCCCAGCCCAGCGGAGAGGUGGCAGCCCAGCAGGGGGGCUACGAGAUCCCAGCGCGUCUCAGGACCCUUCACAACCUGGUGAUCCAGUAUGCCUCUCAGGGACGAUACGAGGUUGCUGUGCCUCUUUGUAAACAAGCCUUGGAGGACUUGGAGAAGACAUCUGGACAUGACCACCCGGAUGUGGCCACCAUGCUCAACAUCCUGGCUUUGGUAUACAGGGAUCAGAACAAGUACAAAGAAGCUGCUCACCUUCUGAAUGACGCCUUGGCAAUCAGAGAGAAGACCCUGGGGAAGGACCACCCUGCUGUGGCUGCCACCCUCAACAACCUGGCGGUGCUAUAUGGCAAGAGGGGCAAGUACAAGGAGGCCGAACCCCUCUGCAAGAGAGCACUAGAGAUCAGGGAGAUGGUUUUGGGGAAAUAUCACCCGGAUGUGGCCAAGCAGCUGAACAAUUUGGCCCUGUUGUGUCAGAACCAGGGCAAGUAUGAUGAGGUGGAGUACUACUACAGACGAGCUCUGGAGAUCUACGAGUCAAAACUUGGGGCAGACGACCCAAAUGUUGCCAAGACCAAAAACAACCUGGCCACAUGCUACUUGAAACAAGGGAAGUUCAAAGAUGCUGAGGCUCUUUACAAAGAGAUUCUGACCAGAGCGCAUGAGAAGGAGUUCGGUUCUGUCAACAAUGACAAUAAACCCAUCUGGAUGCACGCGGAGGAGCGGGAGGAGAGCAAGGGUUCACGGAAAGACUCUGGCCUGCAUGUUGAGUAUGGCAGCUGGUAUAAAACUUGCAAGGUGGACAGCCCCACUGUGAACACAACCCUCAAAAGCCUGGGAGCCUUGUACCGUCGUCAGGGCAAGCUGGAGGCAGCAGAAACCCUGGAGGAGUGUGCCAGCAAGUCCCGAAAACAGGGCAUCGAUGCCAUAAACCAGAGUAAAGUGGUGGAGCUGCUGAAGGACGGCAGCGUCGGAGGAGACAGGCGACAGAGCAGGGAGGGGCUGAAUGGCUCUGGAGGACGUGGAGAGAGCGAGGGAGACGACUCCGCCGAGUGGAACGGGGAUGGUAAUGGGUCUCUGCGUCGCAGUGGCUCCUUUGGGAAGAUUCGGGAUGCUCUGAGGAGGAGCAGUGAGAUGCUGGUGAAGAAGCUACAGGGCAGUGGACCUCAAGAACCGCGCAACCCUGGGAUGAAGAGGGCGAGCUCACUUAACUUCCUCAACAAAAGCACGGAGGAGACAGCACAGAACGACAACUCCGGCCUGUCAGACUGUCGAGGACUCAGUGCCAGUAACGUGGACCUGACCAGGCGCAGCUCUCUGAUUGGAUAAGUCAGCACAGUAGGCGGGACAGAGUCCAGCAUCCCCUGUGUUUGUAGCUCGGUUUGAUCAAACUAUACUCUUGAAUCACAAACCCUUGCAGCAUAUUUUUAAAAGACAUUUAAAAAGGCAUCAAAGCAUUCUAUUCGCUGCUGCUCUGUUGUACAAAAUAGCCUCCGUUGACUCAAGCAGGGGAUAUUUAGAUGCACAUUAUUCAGCAUGCUGCUUUAAGUGGAAUGAUGCACGCGGGCGCCUUGUGUGUUUCUCGCUCAUCGCACUGUAAUCCAAAGAUGCAGAGGCAUCCACGUCAUGUCCACCCAGGAGCAGGGGUGUAGUUGUGUAUAUACUCUCACUGGUAGCACAGGCGAUAAGAUCGUACACCACCAUUAGCACUGGUGACUACACCGGCGUCCAAGCGGACAGAUCAAUCUUGAUUUUAGCGAACACUAUUAACCGUCUCAACCUCACUUCUGCCUUGUUGUUUUAACGUCAAUUUAAAAUUCUUAUCGAAAUGUUUGCACUGUCAGGUGACAUACUGUAGAGAGCUACUGGAUAACACUGGAAGGACAUGUAAAUAAUGCCAUGGCUUUCACUGGAGAAGCGUUAAAAGCGUGACAACUGUUGCAGGCACCUCUGCUGUUGGCAAAAGUCAGUCGUACAAUCUGCUUUAUAAAUCAUGUGAGCAUGGCUUGUGGUGCCGUCACUCCAGAGGAAGGGGAAACAAUCUGUCGUCCAGUGGUUGGGUUUUAUCUCAGUAAAAUAAACACACAAUAUGUCAUUUAUUUCCCGCCAAUGAGUUCAGGGCUGCAACAAUCCCACUGGAUUUUCAAUAGUCAUUUUAUUUUUUCGCUUCAAAUUUAAGUGAAAAGGUGCAAUAACAAUGGCCAUGAGGAUCCGUCUAUGAAGACAGAAUGAAAAGGCAAACGCGACGACAUUGCGGUGAAGCACUUCCACUCAGGAUCAUUUCUACCUUGAAAAGUCUUGAAAAAAUCUUGAAAAGUGAAACUCAUUUGGUUCAAGCCUUCUCCGAAACAGACUUUGGAAGCACUCAAGUCUCAUUAAUCUCCCGAGGGGGUCGGCUGCUGGACUCGGUUAUUAUUUCAAUGUUUACAGUUAUUUUCUUCCUGAUUUUGUGAAUUUUGUUGUGCUGUUCAACAUUCCUCCUGUGUUUUUUUUUCUGUUUUCUGAUCGCACCUUUACUAAUCACACGCACAACCGGACUGUUACCGUCUCACUGAUGGUUUGCAAACAUGGAAUGUUUGGUGGGUCCUGGGAAUACUUUUGAUGGUUCGUCUCAACCAAACAAGCGGAAUGACAAAGAUCAUGCUCAUACUUGUGAAUGAUGUCUGAACAGAGACAAGAGAAUGUUUGUGAAUGUGUCACUGAAAAAGAAGGGAAUACAGGAAGUGAGAAGUCAUAACUGGGGGCUGUAAAUACUAUAUGUUCGGGAGAGAAGUGCUGUGGACACUCUAGUGACGUACAGUACGUGAAUGUAGUGUGAGACUAGAUAACCUCUUCUUUCACUCUGGUCACCCACUCAGUUAGGGCUCAGUCGUCCACCGUCAUGUGAUUUAAAAUCUCUAGAUGCGUGAUCACACUCAUGUUUGGUUCAAUGUUCAUCUGGCGCAGCUGAAUGUUUGUGGCAUCAACAACAACCGUUCAAUAAAGA